This is a messenger RNA of Sardina pilchardus (European sardine), 1281 nucleotides long. RefSeq names its product ciliated left-right organizer metallopeptidase. Gene Ontology annotation, molecular function: metalloendopeptidase activity. Gene Ontology annotation, cellular component: membrane; cytoplasm. Lineage: Eukaryota; Metazoa; Chordata; Actinopteri; Clupeiformes; Clupeidae. The record is from RefSeq and is a predicted model, not a curated record. Bases 1 to 1281 code for a protein of 426 amino acids. The transcript is spliced from 8 exons. Gene Ontology annotation, biological process: cell adhesion; proteolysis.
AUGUUCACCAUCUCGCCUCACCCAUCACUGCUGCUCCUGUCGCUGUGGUUCCAGAGCACCCAAGGAAGAUGCGUCUUUGAUGAAGUACAGCAGUCGGUCAGAGUUGUAACUCCAGUGACAGGGUCCAGCCCCACCAAACACAUUGAAGUGAGCGACAGCCUGGCUGUAUUCCCUGCUUCAGAACAGAUAGGAGCUUUUCGCUGGACCAGAGGGACCUCUCUGCAGUACCUCCAACCCCAGAGAACGAGGGGUCAAGCCAUGACAGACAUGGCACCAAUCAGAAUUAGUACUUGGAUCCCACAGGAGAGUGUCCCCCUGUCUGAGGUGGACAGAGAAAGACUGGAUUCAGCAAUCAACCAAACUGUCAGAAUUGUAUCCGGUCUGCUUUCAGUGAGACACAUUCCUGGUCCUUUGCUUCUCAGCAGAGACAUCAACAAGUACUGCAAGUUCAUCUGGAGGAAUGCCAGCGCUGCCAAUUACAACAGGUGUGGUCGAGCCAAUGGCAGCUACAGGAAUGAAACUUGUCUGGAUGUUGUUAUUCCAGAUGAGCACCUAAGGGGCUGUGCUGUCUUCCAUCAUCCUGACUCACCAAUCAGCGCAGAGUUUAGAAGAGAGGGGGCAGGACUUGAUAACACAGACUUCCUGCUAUAUCUGCACAUACAGAACUCUCGCAGAUGCAGUACAGAGCCCAGUAUGCUGGCCUAUGCAGCCCACUGCCAGACUGACCCUCAGGGCCGCCCCUUGGCCGGGACCGUGGUCAUCUGUAGAGAGCAGCUGAGGCAAGAGAGAUACAGGCAUGAAACUACUGUGCAGGUAUUGAUCCAUGAGCUGUUCCACGUGUUGGGUUUCUCGAGAACUCUCUUCAACACCUGGAGGGACUGUUUCCACACUCGCCAAGCUGGCAUGGGAUGCCUCCCUCAUGGGCGGGUGACUAACUUGGAUGACACGGGUCACAUGCGGAUCUACACUCAGUCAGUCGUCCGAGCUCUGCAGGAACACCUCAAUUCCACAGACCCUCAACUGGGAGGUCCUCUUGAAAACGUGGUACACACUACAUAUUAUAUACAUUUCUAUGAUUAUGAUGCUGACUCCGGUGGACUCUCGUCCCACUGGGAGGCUCGUGUUCUGCUGGGUUCCAUUAUGACGGCUGCCCUCGGAGAGCCGUCCACUGUACAGAUAGACCACAUGACCCUGGCAGCGCUGCAGGACACUGGCUGGUAUUCAGCGAACUUCAGCCGCGCCCAGAGCCUGGUGUGGGGGCAAGGUAGUAUGUUUAAGUAG